Messenger RNA from Babjeviella inositovora NRRL Y-12698, 786 nucleotides. RefSeq names its product mitochondrial 54S ribosomal protein mL46. Lineage: Eukaryota; Fungi; Ascomycota; Pichiomycetes; Serinales. The record is from RefSeq and is a predicted model, not a curated record. Bases 1 to 786 code for a protein of 261 amino acids. Gene Ontology annotation, cellular component: mitochondrial large ribosomal subunit. Gene Ontology annotation, molecular function: structural constituent of ribosome. The transcript has a single exon.
AUGAUUGUGUCGCGCACCCCAAUCAUCACCCAGGAGAUCCCGGAGUUUGACCAGCAAUACCAGACCUACCAGUCCGAGUUGGAGAAGCGCUUGAUGUGGACCUUCCCGAAGUUCUUCUACUUCAAGAAGGGAACCUUGGCCGAGCGUGCGUUCCGCAAAUUACAGAGAUACCCAUCAGCCCCACAGCCGGGCGUCUAUUUUCCGCACGGUAAGCCAGACAUCAAGUUCGACAGAGACAGAAGACUCAAGCAGGAUAUUGUCUUGAGGGUUCCAGACGAGGUCAAGGUCAACGAGGCCGGUGAGACCAUCACCACCUCUGAGGUUGACGACGAAACCAUUGCGGCCUUUGUGCCAAACUCCCGUACCACCGAGGCUGACAGAACCAACGACGUGCUUUCGUUAGAGAGAAAGCUUUCCCGCACAUUGUACUUGUUGGUCAAGGACCAGAGCAACACCAAGGGCUGGGCGUUUCCAGCGUUUCCGUUGGCCUCCAAGCAGCCAUUGCACAUCAACGCCGAGGUCGGUAUAAAGACUUUGGGUGGUCCAAACAUGAAGUUGUGGACCGUCUCCAACACCCCGUGCCAGUUGUUGAAGUUUUCCCAGGGUCAGUUGGCCGUGGAGUCCGCCGAAAACGUGACCCGAGAGUUCAUGAUCAAGGCCCACAUCUUGGCCGGUGACUUCGAGGCUCCUGGUGUCACGCACGCCUGGUUGACCAAGGAGGAGAUUAAGGAGAAGUGUGACGGUGCCUACUUUGAGCAGGUGGCGCACUUGUUGGCCGAAAACUAG